AUGUUCUUCGGGGGAUUCCCAGGCAUGGAUGGCCUUCCAGGCGGCGGAAGGAAGGGCGGUGGAAAGGGCAACAAGAGAGCGGACACCAGUAAGUUCUACAAGCUGCUAGAAGUGGACAAGAACGCUUCUGAGUCCGACAUCAAGAAGGCCUACAGGAAACUUGCAGUGAAGCACCACCCCGACAAGGGCGGAGACCCUGAGAUGUUCAAGGAAAUCACCCGUGCUUACGAGGUCCUCAGCGAUUCAAAGAAGAGGGAUACCUACGACAGGUUCGGUGAGGAGGGUCUGGAGGAAGGUGGCGGUGGCGAUGCAGAGGACAUCUUCUCUGCCUUCUUCGGUGGAGGACGCCGGGGCGGGGGAAGCAAGCGGCAGAAGACCAAGGACGUUGUGCAGCCUUUGAAGGUGACUUUGGAGGGCCUCUACUCCGGACAGACCAAGAAGAUGGCCAUCACCCGCCAGGUGGUGGACAAGGAAAAAGGCGUCAAGGAUUGCCCGAAGUGCGAGGGGCGCGGCGUCCUGAUCGAGAUCAUUCGAAUGGGCCCGAUGAUCCAGCAGGUCCAGCAGCCCUGUGACAACUGCGGAGGAACCGGCAAAGUCUAUGCCACGAAGAAUGAGAGGGAGGUACUUGAGGUGCACAUCCAGAAAGGUGCUGUGGACGGACACAAAAUUCAAUUCCGCGAGAUGGCUGACGAGCAUCCAAAUGCGGACACAGGUGAUGUCGUGUUCGUCUGCAAGGAACAGGAGCACCCAGUCUUCAAGCGCAAGGGAGCUGACCUCUUCAUGGAGAAGAAGAUCUCCCUGGUCGAGGCCCUCUGCGGCUUCGAAACGGACAUAACUCAUCUGGACGGGCGGAAACUGCUGGUGAAGACAGCCCCCGGUGAGAUCAUCAAGCCGAUGGAGGGAAAUUUUGACCCACUUGCAGCGCAGGAGUCAAAGACCGAGUGGGAAGUCAUCGAGGAUGCGGAUUGCCCGUCCAUUGACAACGUUGCGCAGGCAGACACCACCGACGUUGACGCGUUGAAGAAGGCAUGUGAGACGCAGCUCAAGAAGAAGGGUAUUGACGUGGGCGCGUUCGUUGUGGAUGGCAAGCGGGCAUUCUUCAAGCAGUGCACCCGCCAAGAGGCGCUGGCGGUGAAGAAGACAUCCAAGGGCAAGACCAUGUACAUAGUGGCCGACCCUGAUGCCAACAAACGCCUCCGAAUGAUGCAGGCCUUGAAAGGCGAAGGGAUGCCGACAGUCAAGAACCCCUUUGUGCACGGCAAUUUGUUCUUGAUAUUCACCAUCGAAUUCCCAGAGUCACUCAGCGUGGAGACUCAGAGCUCCUUGAGAAAGAUGCUACCCUCACCCUUGAACAAGCCAAAGUUCAAGAAGGAUGACAAGGAUGUGGAGGUCCACACCCUGACGCACAUGGAUCCCGUGGCUUCCUUCAAUGAGAACAAGAUCAACAUGAAGGGUGGUGGUGAGGCUUACGAUGACGAGGACGAUGACGAUUGUGGCAUGCGUAGUGGACCUGGACAGCACGUGCAGUGCAACCAGCAGUAA
Symbiodinium pilosum is the source of this 1542-nucleotide messenger RNA. NCBI's taxonomy places the organism in Eukaryota, Dinophyceae, Suessiales, Symbiodiniaceae. The record is from the annotation of a GenBank genome assembly.